Centruroides sculpturatus (bark scorpion) is the source of this 4157-nucleotide messenger RNA. Its product is annotated as ubiquitin carboxyl-terminal hydrolase 48-like. Gene Ontology annotation, molecular function: cysteine-type endopeptidase activity; cysteine-type deubiquitinase activity; protein binding. Gene Ontology annotation, biological process: protein deubiquitination. The record is from RefSeq and is a predicted model, not a curated record. Lineage: Eukaryota; Metazoa; Arthropoda; Arachnida; Scorpiones; Buthidae. The transcript has 33 exons. The coding region runs from base 274 to 3459 and encodes 1061 amino acids. Gene Ontology annotation, cellular component: cytosol; nucleus.
GAAUUCUCUUGCGAAGUUGGUCGACAUGUUUGAAACUGAUUAUAAACAUCUCUGCAGAUUCGAAGUGACGUCUCAGUACUUCUAAACAAGCAUUUUUGGCUGAAAACAUUUAUUUUGAUUAAAUUGAAUUGCUGGAAAAGUGUGAAAGAAAUUACAUAGAAAAUACAGGAAAGAUAUCAAAAGUAAACAGAUAAUAUGUGAAGUUUGCAUUUGUUGCAAUGACUUUAAAGAUGAAAUUUUAAUGUUCAUUUUGUUACAUUACACCUCAAUAUCAUGCCUACUAAACAACAGUUAGAUAAAGCUGCUUGGGAAUGGGCUGAAAAAUUUGAACCAUCUGAAUUAACUCAACAGCAUAUUGAAACAGCAUACAGGGUAAAAUUAAAACCAUGUAAACCAAAUUCCUGCAGACGAAAUUGCAAAGGAAAUCCACAUUGUCUGUAUGGUUUGGGAGAAAGAAGUUGGUUGCAAGAAAUUGCCGAUGAAGAUUGGCAUGAAAUAGAUGAUCCAAAUUCUGAACGAAGACCGAAAGAUUCUUUUGUUGGUUUAAAAAAUCUAGGAGCAACUUGCUAUGUCAACAGCUUUCUUCAGGUAUGGUAUCAUAAUCCAGCUUUUAGAAAGGCAAUUUAUCAGUGGAAAGCAGAUGACGAUCCUCAAGAAAUAGAGGCAAAAAUGAAAUGUGCUGAAACAAAAAGUGAAUCAACUUCUUAUAAUCCUUCUUCUUGCAUUGGUCAUUUGCAAUUAAUAUUUUCUUUUCUUCAAUUUAGUGUAAGAAGUUACAUCGAUCCUUCACAAUUUAUAAACUAUUUGGGCUUGAAUGCAACUCAACAGCAAGAUGCCCAAGAAUUCAGUAAAUUAUUUAUAUCAUUAUUAGAAGGCAAACUUUCAUAUCAGAGUAAUCCUGCUGUAAGCAAUAUUGUGCAAGAACAGUAUAGUGGAGAAUAUGCCUAUAUCACUAAGUGUCGAAAUUGCUUGAACGAAUCGACAUAUCCUUCUUUAUUUUAUGAACUUGAUCUAAAUAUUAAAGGACAUAAAGACAUCUAUUCAUGUCUUGAUGAAUUUUUAAAGGAAGAAGAGCUUGAUGGAAGCAAUCAAUAUUACUGCAGCUAUUGCCAAAAUAAACAGAAUGCAACGCGUGCCAUAAGACUAUUACGUUUGCCUAAACUUCUCAACUUACAGCUACUAAGAUUUGUGUUUGACCGUCAAACGGGUUGUAAAAAAAAACUUAAUUCCUAUAUACAAUUCUGUGAAGUUUUGGAUCUGAGUAAAUAUGUACAAAAACCAGAAAACUCUGUAUUAUAUGACCUUUACGCUGUACUGAUUCACCAAGGACCUAGUGCGUAUUCUGGCCACUAUGUGGCUCACAUUCAAGAUAGGAUAUCUGGUGCUUGGUUUAAAUUCAAUGAUGAAACAGUUGAAAGAAUGGAAGGAAAGAAACUUCAACUUGGUACAGAAGAAAAUUUAACAGAUAAUUCAACUAAAACUAAUCCUAAAGCACCUAAAUUAACGAAAGGAAGCCAUGCUUCAAACAAUGCUUACAUGUUAGUCUAUCGAUUACGAGAUGAUAAUUAUAAAGAAUAUCCAGCAGACACUUCUGAAGAGUGGGAUCUACCAGAGUAUUUGCAAGAAGCUGUAGUUGAAGAUAAUAGCAAAUUUGAAGAAUGGGUUGCUGAUUUGGCUGUUAUGAGGGAACAAAAUGUAAUGACAGGUAAAGCAAGACAAAUGGAAAUAAGAUCUUUAUAUGAAAUUCUUCCAGUAAAAGAAGGUAUGCCUUAUGAGUGGAUCAAUACAGAUUGGUUAGGAAAAUGGCUCACCAGUGACACAGGAAAUAUCUUGCCCAUUGACAAUUCUCAGUAUUUCUGUGUGCAUGGAAAGCUACAUCCAGACCAAGUUACAAAAAUGAAAUGUAUUAGUUUGGAGGCAGCUGAAAAAAUUUAUGAGAAAUAUGGAGGAGGCCCAAGAUUUAGUAACUUAUCUCUCUGUAGAAAUUGUGUUGAAAUGAGAUGUAAGUUACUUCGACUGAAAGCCAAGAUACAAGAAGAAAGCAAAAUACUUACAAAUCUCGUAAAGGCAAAAAUUUCUGAUGAAGAAAAUGCCUAUUGGAUAGGAAAAUGUUCUCUUCGAAGUUGGAGAAGAAUGGUUUUGGAUCAGUAUGAACAUGAUGAUUUGGAGAAAACUAAAACUGAAAAUACUUCUGAAAUUUUUGAUAAUAAUGAACAUUUACUAGAAUCUGGAAAUAAUGAUGACCCUUCCAUUACACUUCAGGAUGAAACUGAUGAUGAAGUUCCAUUAGGAUUUAAUGAAGAUCUCUUAUGUGAACACAAUAAUUUGUCAGUUGACGGAAACACUAGAAAAUUAAUUCCAGAGAAAGCUUGGAAAAUAUUUAAAUAUUAUUUUCCUUUUGCUCCUGAAUUUUCAAGGAAUAGAGAUCCUUGUUCUUUAUGCUUGAUUCAAGAAGCAGAAGACAAAGAAACUCGUGACCGGUAUCGUUCCCUUGCUGUUGAACAGAAAUCUCUUCUUCAGGAGCUAUACUUGGAUCGCAAUAGACCAAACUGGCAAAAGUCAAAUCUAGGACAAAAAUUUUUUAUAGUUUGUCAUAACUUUGUUGAACAGUGGAGGAAAUUUAUCAAAGAACCUGUUCGUAAAGAACCAGUAGGGAGGUUGCAGUGUCUAAAAAGGUUUGUCACUAAUAAAGAAAUGACUACUAAUAUUGGUGAUGAUGUAAUGGAAACAUUGUCAGAUAAAAAUUUUGAUAUUACAAUAGAACCAGGUAAGAGGAGGUUGGAAUUAUUGUGGGAACAUGAAUGGAAUAUACUAAAAAGGCUUUUUAGAAUAGAUGUUGAAAUAACUGCACAACGAAAAGAAGAACUUAAUGGAAAUUCCAUUCUUGCAACUACUCCUGAACUGUGUCAUUCAUGUUAUGCAAAUAGACUUCAGUUAGAACAGCAGCAGUUACUGGAUUUUACAAAUGCAAAAAUUUAUGUCCGGCGGGUGUCAAAACUUGAAGAGGCAGAAAUAAAUGAACUCUUGGAUAAUAACUGUAAUCCAGAUAAUAAUGAUCAUAGAAAUAAUGAUAGUGAGUUUGUACAAAAUGUUAAAAAGAAGAAAACAGGUAAUGAGACUGAAGCAGUUACUGCUGAUUGGCAACCAAGAAGAAGCAACAGACGCAGAAAGUUGAGAGGAGAAAAAGAAAUUAUUGUAUCUUCCAAUCAAACUUUGAGAGAUUUAAAAUUAGAGAUAAUGAAAGUAUUUUCAGUAGCACCAUAUGAUCAACAUUUAACACUAAAUGGACGUCCAUUAUUAAAUAAUCAAGCCACUCUAACUGAUUUAUGUGUAUUUCCUGAAAGUUUGAUAUUAUUAAGGGCAGAUGAACCGAGCGAAGAGACCAUUGUUAUGGAAGAUUAUUUGAAAGCCGCGGUGCCAGAAACAGGAUUCAAAGGGACAGAGUUAGUGAAGAGUUAGGAGUGCUUCGGCAUCAGAAAUCCUUCAGUAUUAGCACGUGACAGCGUAUACAUCGAGCAGCACUUGACUUCGUUGGAUCCUACUCUUAGCGAUUAUAGAAAGCAUUCCAGCUUACCCCGAGAAGGAAAAUAAAUUUUUGGACGCUAAAAGUGUUGCCAAUGAAAUCAAGUCAUAUAUUUGAGUGGCCCCUUUUUUUCUUCUUUAGGAAAAAAAUAAAAAAUAAAUAAAUAAACUGAACCGUGCGCUGUUACGUUUGACUUUUGCUAUCUCGUUUUUCUUUUUUUUUCUUUUUAAAGUGAACCAAUGCAAGAUCUGUUAGUUCCGAAGUGAUUAUAAAUGUAAAGGUCAAUGCUCCGGUUCUCCCGAUACCCCGAGAUCUCUGGGACACCGAACUAAAGUGUCCUUGGCAGUCUGUGGUUGAUGAGUCGUAACAGUGAUCCUUCGUCUGUAAUGACCGCUACAUAAGGCUGCUCACUGUAUAUUAUUGGAGUGGGAGGGAGUCUAAAAUGUAAAGACGGAUGGGCAUUUAUAUACAUAUGCAUAUAGAAGUGUAUCCGAUGACAUCAAUUGAAAUAAAGUAGAUAAUUCUAUUUGUCUGCUGGAUUUCUCUACAUAAAUUACUCACUCGGUUAUAUAACCGACACUUAUUGUUAGCGCAGUUAUUGUUAAGGAUUUGGCAGCCUUUAAGAAGUCUUAAC